GCCAGCAGUUGGAGAGUUAGCCCACAGGAAGUGUUGCUGGGGCAACAAAGAGAAGAAUGUGGUACUCUCAGAAAUGACUCGGUCAUCGGUGACCCAUUAUUCACAGUCCCCCUCAAUUUCCCAUCAAUGACCCCCGCAGAGCUAACGACUAGGGACACCUCUCAUUUAUGUUUCGAGGUCCACGGAGCAAGAGACAGAAUUUUCAAUCUCAUAUCUGAUCGAUGCACUUCAGUCAACGCCCUCUUUACCGCCAUGCCCCCACCACUCUCUGGCAAUAUCAUCAACACUGUAGGAAUCACCGCAGUUGAUUACAGGGGCACCUGUGUGGAGAUUGAAGUUAGUCUAGAGACCCAAUGCAUCCCCGUGAUUCGGGGUGCUGAUGGAAUCGUUUCUAGUUCG
This is a messenger RNA of Geodia barretti, 399 nucleotides long. Lineage: Eukaryota; Metazoa; Porifera; Demospongiae; Tetractinellida; Geodiidae. The record is from the annotation of a GenBank genome assembly.